UGGCAUUAUUCUGUGCCAAAUGGCCACUGGCAGGUACCCAUUUGAUGACAAACAUGGGGAUGCAGCAUUGAGACACUCCAUCCUUGAGAAUAGGGCCAAAGUUCCAACCUGGACUCCCUCCAAAUUAGUCAUCCUCCUUCGAAAGCUCCUGAGGAAGAAGGCUUGCAACCGUUAUGGUGUCAAAGGGAACAUCAGGCAAUGCCUCUUUUUUGAUUCCAUUGACUGGGAAGCAAUGGAAAACGGGAGACUGCCACCCCCAUUCCAGCUAGAAGCUAUGCAGCAACUGGCUGAGAAUAAUGAAGGGUGUCAAAUGAACAACGGCAGUGUCCCAACAGGAGUUAACAUCAUUGAAGGGUUUUCCUAUCAGAGUCCCAGCUGGCAGGAGUGAGUCCGUGCAGCGAAGUGGCGAUGCACAAUAUCAUUUUUUGCAUCCACAGUGUACCAUCAAAUGUCACCAUCAAAUGUCUAUCAACAUCAUUUGACCAAGGCCCCACCUAUUCUGUUGUAUUGCAUCAUCUGCCUCAUACCUUCUGCUCUGUCUCCACCUUACCCCAUCUAAUUGUGCCAUCACCUCCUAUAGAAGAAACAUCUGCUCUGUCUAUGCUAUGCCAUCUGUUAAACUGACCCUGCUAUUUCUAUCUGCCCUUACUGUCUAGUCCAACUCAGUGAGUAAUCUGCUUCACCUGGCUGUACUAUCUCAGGAUUUUUUUUCUGGUUUCUUACCAUAACAUCUUUAAUCUGUGUCAUUUACUCCAUCAAGCAAUGCUACCACCUUCUCCAUCUGCAAUUGACACAUAUUACACGUUAACAUACUGUUGCCCCCUGUACCAAGUUGUAUCUGUAUCAUCUAAGAUGCCCUACCAUCAAAUCCAUCUAACAUAACAGAUUUUGGUCCUUCUUUGUAUCCACUUUGAGUGUAACAUCUAGUCAACCAACAUAUCUACUUACUCUCUAAGAUUGUUUAUGCCUGUUUUAUCUACUUGUGUCAUCUACUUUAUUAAUCAAUGCUACUUUCUUUUCCAUCUGCAAUUAACAUCUAUUCCUCUGUCCCAUAACAUCGGCACCUUCUACCAUCUGAUCCAUAUGGCAUUAACAUCAACUGCUCAGGGACCUCGCCAUCUGCACUACCUGUUCUAAUCAAAGCAGCCAUUAAUAUGUGGCUGAAAUAAAAAUCAAAAAAUACCCUUUUCCCACAAUAUAUAUAUAAUUCUAUCCCUUACACUCACUUAAUAUGCCAGCUCUGUGCCCAAAAUCCUAUUCAAUCGCCACACUAAAUAUGCCACUUCUCAACUCUAGACUAACAUACCUCUUCCACUACUCACCACAUCAUUCAUUAAUAUUGCAACUUCCGCAAAACCAACUUGCUUCCACUACACCAGUCACACACAUAUAUAUAUAUAUCACAUACCGCCCCUCAAGAAACAAUACAAGGUUACAUCUCUCUCCUAUCACAACGUUGAUCCAGAGACUCAUCCAAUUGCCAUUUUGGGAUCAGGAAGGAAUUUUUUCCCUGUCUGAGGCAAAUUGGCUAUAGCUUCAGAAGGGGUUUUUUUUUGCCUUCCUCUGAAUCAAUGCUACUAUCAUUUCCAUCUGCAAUUAACAUCUAUUCCUCUGUCCCAUAACAUCGGCACCUUCUACCAUCUGAUCCAUAUGGCAUUAACAUCAACUGCUCAGGAACCACACCACCUGCUCUACCUAUUGUAAUCAAAGCAGCUAUUAACAUCUAUGUGGCUGAAAAAUACCCUUUCCCAGAGUAUAUAUAUAUAAUUCUAUCCCUUAUCCUCACAUACCGCCCCUCAAUAAACAAUACAAGGUUACAUCUCUCUCUUUUCACAAAGUUGAUUCAGGGAACUCGUCCGAUUGCCAUUUUGGGAUCAGGAAGGAAUUUUCCCUGUCUGAGGCAAAUUGG
Molecule: messenger RNA, 1909 nt
Organism: Xenopus tropicalis (tropical clawed frog)
Lineage: Eukaryota; Metazoa; Chordata; Amphibia; Anura; Pipidae
Product: probable serine/threonine-protein kinase DDB_G0277449
Exons: 3
Coding region: 20-388 (122 amino acids)
Source: RefSeq, a predicted model, not a curated record